Pelobates fuscus (common spadefoot toad) is the source of this 2235-nucleotide messenger RNA. It is a transcript of the gene PRPF19, whose product is annotated as pre-mRNA processing factor 19. Gene Ontology annotation, cellular component: U2-type catalytic step 1 spliceosome; Prp19 complex; cytoplasm. Gene Ontology annotation, biological process: DNA repair; protein ubiquitination; mRNA splicing, via spliceosome. Bases 205 to 1719 code for a protein of 504 amino acids. The record is from RefSeq and is a predicted model, not a curated record. Gene Ontology annotation, molecular function: ubiquitin protein ligase activity; protein binding. The transcript has 16 exons. NCBI's taxonomy places the organism in Eukaryota, Metazoa, Chordata, Amphibia, Anura, Pelobatidae.
CGACAAACCGGAAGUACCUUGUGGACUUCGGCGGCACGCUGUCUUCAUCCCUAGCUCGGUAACCCCGAGCAAGCCCGCGAAAGGGGAUUGGGCCAAUCAGGAGGCUGCGAUCACAAAGUCAGAGCCAAUCGCCGCUCGGCAUCCGUAGACUGAGUCAAAUUCUGCGAUCAGAGCACCGGGUCAGAGAGAGGAGACAGCGGAGAGAUGUCCCUAACCUGCUACAUCAGCAAUGAGGUCACUGACCGCCCCUGUGUCUCCCCACUUUCGGGUCAUGUGUUUGAUCGGCGUCUCAUUGAGAAGUAUUUGGCUGAAAAUGGGACAGAUCCUGUGACUAAUCAGCCACUAAGUGAGGAGCAGCUUAUAGACAUCAAAGUUGCUCAUCCAAUUCGUCCCAAGCCACCAUCUGCUACAAGUAUCCCAGCAAUCCUGAAGUCUCUGCAAGAUGAAUGGGAUGCUGUGAUGCUCCAUAGCUUCACGUUGCGGCAGCAACUACAGACUACUCGUCAGGAGUUGUCUCAUGCACUCUACCAGCAUGAUGCUGCUUGUCGUGUCAUAGCCCGUCUUACCAAAGAAGUGACAGCUGCUCGUGAAGCUUUGGCUACUCUGAAGCCUCAGGCUGGUAUAUCCGUACCUCAAGCCAACCCAACACCGCAGGCUGGAGUAGCUGGCUCAGGAGAAGCCAUGGACCUUGGUGAACUGGUGGGAAUGUCAGCGGAGAUCAUACAGAAGCUUCAAGACAAAGCCACAGUUCUUACUACGGAGCGUAAGAAGCGUGGUAAGACUGUUCCAGAGGAUCUGGUCAAACCAGAAGAACUCAGCAAGUAUCACCAGGUCUCCUCUCAUGUGGGUCUACACAGUGCAAGUGUCCCUGGAAUCUUGGCUUUGGAUUUGUGUCCAACCGAUACCAACAAAACACUUACAGGUGGAGCAGACAAAAGUGUUGUUGUGUUUGAUGCUCUUUCUCAGCAAAUCCUUGCCACCCUUAAAGGUCAUACCAAAAAGGUCACCAAUGUCGUGUUCCAUCCUUCUCAGGAGCUGGUGUUUUCUGCUUCUCCAGACUCUACUAUAAGAGUGUGGUCUGUUCCAGAUGCCUCGUGUGCUCAAGUUCUCAGAGCUCACGAAGGGGCUGUAACUGGUCUAAGUCUGCAUGCCACUGGAGAUUAUCUGCUGAGUUGUUCAGAUGAUCAGUACUGGGCGUUCUCUGAUGUUCAUGUGGGACGUGUUCUCACCAAAGUGACUGACGAGGCAUCAGGCUGUGCUCUCACGUGUGCUCAAUUCCACCCUGAUGGUCUCAUCUUUGGCACGGGGACAAUGGAUUCACAAAUCAAGAUAUGGGAUCUUAAGGAACGAUCUAAUGUGGCAAACUUCCCUGGUCACUCUGGCCCCGUCUCAUGUGUUGCGUUCUCUGAAAAUGGGUAUUAUCUUGCUACUGCAGCUGAUGAUUCCAGUGUUAAACUCUGGGAUUUGAGGAAACUGAAAAAUUUCAAGACACUGCAACUAGAGGAUGGAUACCAGGUGCGCUCCCUAGUGUUUGAUCAAAGUGGUACGUAUUUGGCUGUCGGUGGAACAGACAUCCAAGUUUACAUCUGCAAGCAAUGGGCUGAGGUUCUGCAUUUCACAGAUCACAGUGCUCUUACAACUGGCUUGGCUUUUGGCCAGAAUGCAAAGUUCUUGGCAUCUACAGGGAUGGAUCGCAGUCUGCGUUUCUACAGCUUGUGACCUGAAAAUGCAUUCGUGCCAUGUUAAUGCUAUGUGACUACACGUUUGACACAGCUCCAGUAACAUGCUUCUAAUUCGUGACCUGUGACACGCUUCCAAUGUGCGUGUAUUGCAACAACUCUGCAGGUGGUAAAUGUAAAGUGUUGGAAGUGUAUGUUCUUUGUUCUGCCUCCAACACCCUGUGUUACAGCCCAUACACCAAUAUCUUUACAUGAAUGCACGCAAUGCUGGCAGAGUAACACGCUUCUCAUGCAGUGUGGCUCCAAAUGUGUGCAUAGUAGCUGUGUAGCAUGUCUAGUAGUCUGACCAGAGGUAAAUCUUUUCCUGCCAGCCCUCCAGUCAGAUGCCUCUACAAACUCACCUUAUCUCACUUAUUUUUCUCAUCAUUCAUCUCUUUUCUCAUUCAUGAAACUUUUCUGCAUUUUGUUACUUCUAGGCUUUUUUAAAAAAAAAUCUAAAACUUUUUCUCUCCAAGCUCUGUAUCUUUCUCACAAUUACCAAUGUCUUUUUUUUUUU